Leptosia nina is the source of this 1452-nucleotide messenger RNA. The record is from the annotation of a GenBank genome assembly. NCBI's taxonomy places the organism in Eukaryota, Metazoa, Arthropoda, Insecta, Lepidoptera, Pieridae.
AUGGAUGCUCAGGAUCAGAUGGAAUUGAAAUACAAUCCAGGUAAUGAAGUCGGUGGCAUGGAAUUGUGUAUUGUCUGUGGUGAUAGGGCUUCAGGAAGACACUAUGGUGCUAUUAGCUGUGAAGGGUGCAAAGGUUUCUUUAAACGGUCAAUCCGCAAGAAACUUGGCUAUCAGUGCAGAGGUAGCAUGAAUUGUGAAGUGACAAAACACCAUAGGAACAGGUGCCAGUACUGCCGUUUACAGAAGUGCUUGGCCUGCGGUAUGAGGAGCGACUCGGUUCAACACGAAAGGAAGCCAAUUGUUGAAAAGGUGAAGAGUGAAAGGGAUGUCCACGAACGACAGGUCGCCUACUCCAAGCUGUUAGGACUUGCUAAUCAUUCUCAAGGACAGAUAAACCCCAAAGAAGAAUCAAGCGAAGCAUUUGGUGCUGUGUCCCCUGCUGCUCCAGCUUUAAACUUUGCACUUGCAGCGGCGGUUGCUUUUAAUAAAGGAAAUCCAGCUGUGUCGCCAUACUUGGGUAGCGGAGCUAAUGAGUUAGAAGGAGCAAGACGCCAACAGAUCAUGUUGCAGACCCAACUCGCUAAGAAUCUCUUUAAAAUGGGACAAUUUGGUGCAAUAAACGAAUAUUUGCAAUCUGCGUACGCGGCGACCCCACCUGAUGUGCCAAUGGCUUCUCUUCACGCAGCUGACACACAACAGAAUGAAGGUGAAGAAGUAGGUAUUCUAAGUACCCCGGAAUCAGUAGAGCUACCGCUUUCCCUGCCCGCUGGUUCUCCGCCUGCGCCGCUGCGCUUGCACGCCGCGUGCGAAGCGGGCGCGAGACUUCUAGGCGCAGUUGCCCGUUGGAUGCUAGCCCUGCCCAAUGUCACCGCUUUUCCGUUUGAAAUCCAAGUGACUCUACUCCGUAAGUCCUGGGCGGAAUUGUUCGUACUGGGCUUAUGCCGAUGGUCUCAGGCCUUGGGCCUCGACACUCUCCUGGCCAUGAUGUCAGCCCACCUCCACGCGGAAUUGAGGGAACGAGCCGACAACAGAUUGGCGCAGAACACCCAGACCAGCAGCGAGAUCAGCACGCCUGAAAUAACAAUAUCUGACUACUCCGACGAGCGCAUCACCGAAGUAUCAGCGAUGCUGACCCGCUUGCAUCAGGUCGUGGGGAACAUGCAUCAGCUGAGAAUCAGCGACCGGGAGCAUGCGCAUAUGCGGGCAUUGUGCCUCUUCUCGCCAGAUGGCGUCCCGGACUUCCUCACGCGAAAACUACAAGACUACCAGAUGAAGGUGCUGCGGUCCCUCCGUUCCAUUUGCGACGAGGAGAGGGCGCUGACCCUCGUCCUGCAGCUGUCCACCCUUCGCAGCUUCACGCCGACAUUCAUCGAAGACGUCUUCUUCGUUGGCUUCGUCGGUGACGUCAGCAUCGAUGACGUCAUACCCUACUUGUUGAAUGCGGAACGAUAA